GAACAAUGCAGCUUCCUGAGCAGGAAGCCUGGCUGCUGAAACCCAACAAAGACAUCGCGGUCCCCGGGGAGGAGCGGAGCGAGGAGGGAAGGAGGCUGCGGGCUUCCCAGGGGCUGCGGGCUUCCCAGGGGCUGGAAUUUCUCUGCAUGGGCGCGUUUAGGGGAUGGCUGGGGGUCCGAGAGAGAGGUGGAGAUGCAGAAACGCCGCGGGCUGACAGAAUGACAAGGAGCAGCCAGGGGGACGUGGCCCGGAACGCGCUCUGCAGGAGCCCCUUUCUCAGUGUCAAGUUCUUUGUGUUCUGCCACGGGCUGCUGCAGCUCUCCCAGCUCCUGGUCUCUGGCUACCUGAAGAGCUCCAUCUCCACCAUUGAGAGACGCUACGGCCUCUCCAGCCAGACCUCGGGGCUGCUGGCCUCCUUCAACGAGGUUGGGAACACGCUGCUGAUCGUCUUCGUGAGCUACCUGGGCAGCCGCGUGCACCGGCCGCGCCUCAUCGGCUGCGGGGCCCUGCUGGUGUCCCUGGCCGGCUUCCUGAUGGCCCUGCCCCACUUCCUCACGGGGCCCUACGAGUACGACCGCUCCGUGGCCAGCACCUCCAGCAACACCACGGACCUGUGCCAGCCCGGGGCGCCGGGGGCCUGGGCCAACCUGAGCGAUGCCAGCUGCACCCCCCACGCCUCCAGGGAGAACCACGAGGUUCUCCUGGUGAUGUUCGUGGCCCAGGCCCUGCUGGGCAUCGGCGGCGUGCCCAUCCAGCCCUUCGGCAUCUCCUACAUCGACGACUUCGCCAGCGAGAGGAACUCCCCCCUCUACCUGGGAAUCCUGUUCUCCCUGACGGUGGUUGGGCCGGGGGUGGCCUUCAUGCUGGGCUCUGCCAUGCUGAGGUUCUACGUGGACAUGGACAAAGUCAGCUCAGCUGAGGUGCAGCUCACCAACAAGGACCCGCGCUGGGUCGGGGCCUGGUGGCUCGGCUUCCUGGUGGCCGCCAGCCUGGUGGCCCUGUGCGCCCUGCCAUACUUCUUCUUCCCGAGGGAAAUGCCCAAAGAGGUGCUGAGAGGGAAGGACAGAGGCAGCAAGAAGAGGCAGAACAUGCUGAGCCAGCUCAGGCCGAGGUCCCAGCACACGGAGAGCCUCUCCCUGGUGGAGUUCAUCAGACGUUUUCCCGUGGUGCUGCUGAGGAACCUGCGGCACCCCGUGUACCUGCUGGUGGUGCUGGCUCAGGUCAACAUCUCUGCCAUGGUUGCUGGAUUAGCAACCUUCAUGGGCAAGUUCCUGGAGAGACAGUUCUCCCUCACAGCCUCCCUGGCCAACAUGAUCAUUGGUGCUGUGAACAUCCCCGGGGCCAUGGUCGGCAUCGUGGUGGGCGGUGCCAUCCUGAAGCGGUUCCAGGUGUCCCUGAGGCAGUGCAGUGCCCUGUGUGUGCUGGGCAUGCUGCUCUGCCUGCUCACCGCCUUCCCCCUGCUCUUCCUGGGCUGCCCCACGCAGAAGGUGGCGGGUGUCACCCACUGGGACAGCUCUGGCUCUGGCCACCACGCCAUGGCGUGCAACGCGCGGUGCCGCUGCCCCGAGAGCGGCUUCAACCCCGUGUGCGGCUCCGACGGCGUGGAGUACACGUCCCCCUGCUCUGCUGGCUGCAGCAGCGUGGCCCUGCGCCCCGACAGCUCCGUCCUGAACUACACCGGCUGCAGCUGCCUUGGGGCGCCGGGAGCGGCGCGCGUCGCCAGGCCGGGCACCUGCGGCACCGGCUGCUCUCACCUCUUCGUGCCCUUCGUGGUGCUCUCCUGCCUGGCAGGCAUCCUGGCCAGCACCUCCCACACGCCGUCCUUCAUGCUCAUCCUGAGGAGCAUCCAGCCUGAAGACAAAUCAUUUGCUGUUGGCAUACAGUUCAUGCUGCUGAGAGUUUUAGCGUGGAUGCCGGGCCCGGUGCUGUACGGCAGCGCCAUCGACACCAGCUGCGUGCUGUGGGAGAGGAGGUGUGAGCGCAGGGCAGCCUGCAGAUACUACGACAAUACCCUCUUCAGGCACAGGUAUCUGGGGCUGCAGUUCUUCUUCGAGGUGGGCGCCUUCCUGUGCUUCGGGGCCGUGUAUCUGAUCCUCAGGAAGCAGGAGAGGGAAGCCAGCCAGGCAGAGGAGACAAAGGCCGAGCCAGAGAAGGAGAAACUGGCAGGAAGGUCCACAAAGAGCCCGGAAUCCAAAGUGUGACAGCGAAAUGUGGAUUGUGAUCCGUGCUGGGGAGGUGAAUCAGCCCACAGCCGAGCUGGGCAGGGUGGAUGCUUGGAGUGAUGGACCCGGGGCUGCUUCCUGCUCUCUCGGCUGGGAUGGACUCUUCCUGCACUGCAUGGAUCCAUCCACACGUUGUUCUCCUCCUCAGGGCUGCAGCUUGUCCCUCCACAUGGAUUAGUCCUCACUCUUUAACCCAUGGACUCUGCAGCAUCCUGGGUUUGUGUCCUGCAAAGCAGUUUUUCCUGCUGACCGUCUCGGGACGCCAGCACUGAACAGUAACCAUAAAUCUGAAGGGUUCUGUGGAGUGUUUUUUUUUUAAAUAAAUCAUUUUUAAGAAAUGGUUUUGUACUGAA
Molecule: messenger RNA, 2575 nt
Organism: Pyrgilauda ruficollis (rufous-necked snowfinch)
Lineage: Eukaryota; Metazoa; Chordata; Aves; Passeriformes; Passeridae
Gene: SLCO2B1
Product: solute carrier organic anion transporter family member 2B1
Exons: 15
Coding region: 6-2201 (731 amino acids)
Biological process (GO): bile acid and bile salt transport; sodium-independent organic anion transport; transmembrane transport
Cellular component (GO): membrane
Molecular function (GO): protein binding; bile acid transmembrane transporter activity
Source: RefSeq, a predicted model, not a curated record